This is a messenger RNA of Anopheles maculipalpis, 1747 nucleotides long. RefSeq lists its product as uncharacterized. Bases 1 to 1740 code for a protein of 579 amino acids. The record is from RefSeq and is a predicted model, not a curated record. NCBI's taxonomy places the organism in Eukaryota, Metazoa, Arthropoda, Insecta, Diptera, Culicidae. The transcript is spliced from 3 exons.
AUGGCGCAAAAUAAACGGCUUCGGUAUGUGAACAACGCGGACAACGUGGCGUACUACCAUGUAUACAAAUACAAUUCCUUGCAGCGAUUAAAUAAGAACAAAAGCAUGCACGGCGUCAAGCGUGUGGUUGCAUUCUGCAUACUGACCGCCAUCCUCCCGGCAUCGCUCAUCAUUCUGCCGCUCUACCUGCGACACACGGUCUUUGCGGACGUCGUGUAUCCGAUCGCCGAGUCAGACAUUAUCGAAAUCCGCGAUGGAAUCUCGUCCGUGUUCUGCCAGAAGCAUACGUUGCAGAUGAACAGCACGUUCAACGCGUUCCAGCUUGAUCACGAGCCGGAAGUGUCGAAGAACAGGAAGCAUAUACGGUUGAAAAAAUCAAUGUCCCUGCCGGAUGAUACGCUCGAGUAUUGGGGGUUCUAUCUGCUAAAGGGGGCCACGGUAGCGUUGAAAGUUUGCUCCCGGUACGAUGGGUCACGCAUCCUGGUGGUGAAGGGUGAACGAAAUCUGCGUACGUGUGGUUUGCUCGAGCACAAUAGCAAUAAAAUCGAUAACUACCUCAACAAGGAGCACGGCCAGGUGCUGGUAACGUUUGAAUCGGCCGCCGAGUUUAUCGAGUAUUCGGGCGAACAGCGAGGAUCUACCAAUUUACCUGCCGAUGGAAAUCAUGGUGGUGAAGACCUGACGGAAGAGCGCCCUUCGCCGGAAGAAUCUGCCUCGAUGCUGCACCGUGUGCACACCUCUAAAGAGCCCCGUACACAACACACCCGUACCACAGACAACGAGCUCGACAGGCGGACAACAGCCACGUACGAUACCUCGGCAAGAAAAGCACAUCACGCCACAACGAAACGCAUUGGUCGCCCGGUGUCCGUUACGAUCAAGAGUGUACCAACACCCGCCAGCACGACCACAACGACCACGACGACGACCACCGAAGUGCCCACCAGUACGACCGAAAAUCUCGUCAAGAAGUAUCGCAACUUCCGCGCAACCGAGGCAGGACCUUUGGCGGAAGCCUCGGUGGAUGAUGGUGGUAGCGUUCAGCAUCGAAGGCGUCACAGUCACAAUAAAACUGGCCACCGGCAACAAUCGGACCCGGUCGCAUCGAAGCACCACACGGAACAGAUUGUACAACCGGACAGUGUGGAUCGAUCGGAGCAGCCAAACGGUAAGCAGGAAAAGCGUCGCCGCCGGAGACGUGACCUGGUAUACGAUCGGGCGAUCCAUCACGGUGGUACGGCAAUGAACUAUUCCAACAACACGUCCGACUCGGUGUCGAGCUUCGAGAACAGUUUGCUGUCCUGCUACGAUGGGGAUAUCCUGCUGGCCCACAGCUUCCCACCGAGCAAAUCGUGUCAGAGCGUCAAGUAUCUCGAGGGUGCGUCGCAUACGGUUACGAAGCAUGAGGUAGUAUCGGAUGGGUAUUAUUAUUACAUUUUCUACAGUGAUAAUGAUUACGUGCAGAACGAUAUCCAUGCGAUGUUUGAUAUCUACAAGCCGACGUUCCAGUACUCAAACAUAUCGGACUCGAAGGCUUGCAUUAAUAGUACGCACUGUUCGUUUCCGAUCACUUUCUGGUCGAAUGAGCGGGUAAUUGUGGAGGUACCGACCCGGGACGGUAUUGAGCACGAGGAGGACGAUAUUACGCUGCUCGUAUCGACGUGCCAUCCGAGGAUGGCCAUCUACAUAAUCUUUCCCGUUAGCGUACUGAUACUCGUGUUGACUUGUGCUUUCCUGUAGGGCCGGA